UUCCCUGCCUCGUUCUGGGUGCCUUCCCCUGUGGAUCCGCAUCAGACUCAGAUGGUCACAUAAGGCGACUCGGAGACGAGUGGCAGAGCGCUUCGUAGCCGAAAGACCCUAUCCUGUCUCCUCCAUUGGGCAAACACAUCAGACCCUACAGGGAGCGAGACGUAGGUUAGGUCCUGUAUAAUUCAGCAUCUCCCCCGAUCGUUGCUGUCCUCCGUCACGUAACUCUACGAUCGUCAUGGACGCUGUACUCGAGCAAAGUAUAAAGAGAUUGCCGGACAUGUUACUCUCUCAACACCAGACCUCCUCGCUCAACUCCCCACGACAUGAACUACUGCUCCUCUCCCGAGAUGACUUUCUUCUACCCCAUCCAGGUCCACUACACCGGUGCUCCAGUCUCGCAUGACGAGAUUGAUGCCUCUGGUCUCGCUGCCCUCACGAACGAUAUCUCUGACGCUACCGUAUCUUGUUCGGAGGCUACCCCAUCGCAGCUUGAAGCCGACACCUACUACCCAAGUGUCGGUGAUCAGGCCCAGGAUUACAUGCCUGAGCCCACCAUGGUCCCGGCUACGGGAUUUGCUGAGGUUAGUCCCUUGGCCACCACUCUUGAUAGAGAGCAGUGGAACCAAUUAAGCAUCGGCAUGCCUCAUGCCAUCAUGUCUCCCUCUUUCCCUGUCAUCUCUCCUUCCUCGUAUCACGCGCUUCAGCACAUCAUCUCCACCCCAUCUCAGCCGCAAGCUGACAUGUCCUCGCUGCAAGGCUUCGCCCAGCUCUUGCUGGACUCUGAGUAUGCUGUCUCCCCUGCCGCCCUCGAGAUGUCUCCAUACCAAGUCAUCACUUCUAUCAUCUCUGAGACUCAUUUCAACCCGAUACUAUUUCACCCCGAGUUGUACUCAACCUCUUCUACUCCCUCGAGCCCAUCCUCCUUAAGUUAUGGCAAUGCCUGGACUACCGGCUCAGACUCGGCAGACUUCGACUACACUUCCCCGCCGCGCCAGAAGCUCGCCUCAAGUUGCAUGCGCAAGACCGCGGGAGUAUCUCCCGCCGCACCGCGCACGCCAAAGACACACCAACACUUCGCGCCGCCGAGCCCCUCCUUGCCCUUGCCUAACUCCCCCGUUUCCCGCGCGCCCGCAGUCAAAUACACAAAGCGCCGCACGCGACAAGUCGCCACCGAUCGCGAUAUCGCGGAGCCUGAGACAGACGGCCCGCGAGCGUACAUGUGCCCGCUCUGCGAGCACCACCAGGCGAACCGACAUCUGCCGGACCUGCGCCGACACAUAGUAGCACACUAUCCCGAUGCGCGCGAGCACGUGUGCCGCGGCGUGUGCUUGGCCGUCGCACCACCGGGUGCGGUCGAGCGGUUCGGCGUGGUCGAGGAGGUUGACGGCGAGGAGCGCGUCGGCGGGUGCUACCAGGUAUUCAGCCGCUACGACGCGCUCCUGCGCCACCUCCAGAACCCGAACAAAGCUUGCCUGUAUGAUGCCUCGGAGCUCAGGCGCAGGGCAGGCACGCGCAAAGCCAGGGCGGCUGCUCCCACGGCCUAG
This is a messenger RNA of Phanerochaete carnosa HHB-10118-sp, 1544 nucleotides long. RefSeq lists its product as uncharacterized. NCBI's taxonomy places the organism in Eukaryota, Fungi, Basidiomycota, Agaricomycetes, Polyporales, Phanerochaetaceae. The transcript has 2 exons. Bases 324 to 1544 code for a protein of 406 amino acids. The record is from RefSeq and is a predicted model, not a curated record.